Molecule: messenger RNA, 1845 nt
Organism: Drosophila takahashii
Lineage: Eukaryota; Metazoa; Arthropoda; Insecta; Diptera; Drosophilidae
Gene: mlt
Product: tubulin folding cofactor E like protein mlt
Biological process (GO): post-chaperonin tubulin folding pathway; tubulin complex assembly; microtubule cytoskeleton organization
Cellular component (GO): cytoplasm
Molecular function (GO): alpha-tubulin binding
Source: RefSeq, a predicted model, not a curated record
AUCAAUAGGGGGCCAAACAAGUAGACCUCAUAGAGAAUAAUAGUGGGGGGAUCUGGUAUCUGGGAUUUGAGUUCUGAGAUCUGAGAUCUGAACCUAUCCUGCACACCCGUUCCGAUCCGAAAUGCCUUCCCUUUUGGAGGCGCUGGAGCGCAAGUACUUCGCAGAAUGCGAGUUCGAGAAUGCCCACCAGCCGGAACUGCACAAGCGGAGUGACCUGCCCAACGACUUUACGGUCACCAAGUGCGGCGGACGCAUGGAGUUCUCCAUCUUCAUACCCCGCCUCUCGCCCCUGACCAGCGUGCCAGCGCUGCUGGUCCUCAACGACUGCGACAUCGACUCGGCCGGGGACUUCGAGAGCAUCCGGGAGAAGUGCCAGCGGGUGAGGGAACUGGACCUGGCCCAGAACAAGCUGAGCGACUGGUCGGAGGUCUUCAGCAUACUGGAGCACAUGCCGCGCAUCGAGUUCCUCAACCUGAGCAAGAACCAGCUGGCCAGUCCGAUUAGCGCGCUGCCCACGGCGCCGACGAUCAACCUGAAGAGCCUGGUGCUGAACGGCACCUACCUGGACUGGGCCUGCGUGGACGCCCUGCUGAAGCACCUGCCCGUGCUGCAGGAGCUGCACCUCAGCCUGAACAACUACAGGCAGGUGCUGAUCGACGCCGAGGAGGCGGAGCAGCGGCUGCAGGAAACGGAGACGCCGGAGGAGACGGAGCGGCGAGUCACCAAGGCCCAUCCCGCCCUCAAGACCCUGCACUUCACCGGCAAUCCCGUCGAGCACUGGCAGGAGAUCUGCCGUCUGGGCCGGCUGUUCCCCAACCUGGAAGCCCUGGUCCUGGCCGACUGUCCCAUCAGAUCGCUGCAGGCGGAGGAGAGCGGCGAGACCCACAAGUACUUCCCCAGCUUGAGGCUGCUGAACCUCAGCUCCGCGCAACUGGACAGCUGGACGGCCAUCGACCAGCUGGCCAAGUUUGGGCAGCUGCGCAACCUCCGGGUGAAGCACUGGCCCCUGUGGGAGAGUCUGGAGUGCACGGAGCACGAGAGGAGGCAGCUCCUGAUAGCCCGACUGCCCAAUGUGGAGAUGCUCAACGGCGGCGGCAAGAUCAGCAACGACGAGCGCGUCGAUUCCGAACGGGCCUUCGUGCGAUACUAUAUGGACAAGCCGGAGGACGAGCGGCCCGAGCGCUACGAGGAGCUCCUGCGCAUCCACGGCAAGCUGGAUCCCCUGGUCAGCGUGAGCCUGAAGCCGGACAAGCGGGUCAAGGUCCUGUUCACCUACAACGAUGUCAGCGAGAGCCGGUUCGUGGACAUCUACCUGACCGUCAACGAUCUGAAGGCCAAGCUGGAGAAACUCGUGGGCCUGGCGCCCAACAAGAUGCGUCUGUACUAUCUGGAUCAGGACUACAAGGAGUUCGGGCCCGAGGAGAUGCGGUUCCCCAACAAGCAGUUGUACAGCUACAACAUCCAGUCGGGCGACGAGAUCAUCAUCGAUGCCAAGAAGUGAAAUGGGGGCUCUUGCUUUUUGCUUCCGGAACUGGAACUGGAGAGGAUUAGCAUUGCCCCUGCGACUACCGCGCUUCGUCCCCCGCCUGGUGCUACAACUUGUGAUCUUGUGCACGAUUCAUUUAUACUUAACGUACUCUACUGCUACUGUUAAUGUGCUGUUCUGUUCUGUUCCCCCCGGCGAACCACCUUGUAAAUACGUUUUCAAAAACGGCCAAGCGAGCAUUAUUGCGCACCCACAUCGUAUAUUUUAAUUACUGCCUAACCUAAGCCACACAAUACAAACGAAAAUACAAACACAAAACAAAAAACAAGCAAGAAUGCAUUAAACAAUUUUAAAAUUUA